Messenger RNA from Neodiprion virginianus, 1913 nucleotides. RefSeq names its product lysosomal acid glucosylceramidase-like. Gene Ontology annotation, molecular function: glucosylceramidase activity. The coding region runs from base 230 to 1774 and encodes 514 amino acids. Gene Ontology annotation, biological process: glucosylceramide catabolic process. The record is from RefSeq and is a predicted model, not a curated record. The transcript is spliced from 8 exons. NCBI's taxonomy places the organism in Eukaryota, Metazoa, Arthropoda, Insecta, Hymenoptera, Diprionidae.
AAUAAUCGUAUUACCUGCAUAAAACACAAUGAGUUAUUCGACCUUGUAUUUUGCAAAUAUGCCCAAUUACUGUCUACAUAAAUAGUAUGAAGUGUCGCAUUUUUCGUAAACGCGGACACGAUCGUGAAUUGUAAGAGGAAGAACGUAUUUGGAACUUCUGCUCUUGGGUCAUCGCUGAAAAUGAAAUAGAAUCAAGCCAGAGCGAGGAUUGAAACUUGGAGAUUGCAUUAUGCAACGAUUCUACCUCCUGCUGAUAUUGUGGAUAUGUGCAGCGGAAUCUCUUCCCUGCGUGCCUCGAGAUUUCGGAAAUGGGGGAACAGUGUGCGUGUGCAACGCUACUUACUGCGACAGUACACCAGAGCUCGAAAUUCCGGAAAUCGGUUCGUUCGUGCGAUACGUCUCGAGCCGAGACGGCUUGAGAUUGGAUCCAACGGAGGGUGCUUUCACCAACGAAUCGGCAACCGCUGACGUCACUCUUCGGCUGGAUCUUAACACCACUUUUCAAACUAUUCACGGAUUUGGAGGUGCUUUUACCGACGCGGCUGGCAUCAACAUCAAAUUAUUGAGCAACGCUACAGCGGACUAUAUACUCAGAUCGUACUUCGGCGAGGAAGGUAGUAGAUACAACCUAGGUCGUGUGCCCAUUGGUGGGUCCGACUUCUCCACACGAGUAUAUACUUACGACGACACCCAGAGUGCUGAUACGCAACUUCACAACUUUAGCCUGGCAGAGGAAGAUAUCAAGUACAAAAUUCCACUGAUGCAAGAGGCUCUUAGAAUGAAUCGUGAUCUAAGAUUUUUCGCAUCUGCGUGGACUGCUCCGCCUUGGAUGAAGACAAAUAAUGAUUACACAGGUUUCGGGUUUCUCCUUGAAGAGUACUACCAGGUGUACGCUGAGUACACUGUGAAAUUUAUGGAUGAGUACAAAAGCUAUGGGCUCAAAAUGUGGGCGAUGACGACAGGCAAUGAACCGUCUCUCGGUAUCAUACCAAUGUCUAGUAUUAACUGCAUGGGGUGGACACCGAGUGGCAUGGGCAAAUGGGUGGCGGAAAACCUCGGCCCUACCAUGAGCAAAUCCGAGCACAAAGAUACGAUAAUUUUGGCUUUUGACGACCAAAAAUUCGGCCUGCCCUGGUACGUCUCUGAUAUGUUUAGCAACAAGGUGGCAAAAAACUAUACGGCCGGUAUUGCAUUCCAUUGGUACUGGGAUAGUAUUGUACCUUCUUGGGUGAUCGAUCGAACCCAUUAUCAUUUUCCUGAGAAGUUUCUAAUCAUGACCGAGGCCUCGGUUGUCGAAACACCGUCUAUUCGUACAGGAGAUAAGCCAUGGCAAUUUAACAAAGUCCCCUUAGGAUCCUGGGAACGAGGGGAAAUGUACAUUACGGAUAUCAUGGACAAUCUGCAACAUUGGGUUACCGGCUGGGUGGACUGGAAUUUAGCUCUUAACCAUCAUGGUGGUCCCAAUUGGAGGAGCAACUUUGUUGAUUCUGCAAUCAUCGUGAAUGCUGAGAAUGACGAGUUUUACAAACAACCAAUGUUCUACGGCUUAGCCCACUUCAGUAAAUUCAUUCCACGAGGUUCUGUCAGAUUGAAGCUCAGUCAGGAGGGAAGCUCUACAAUUGCUGUCGCCUUCAAGACUCCGGACAAUAAAAUUGUUAUAGUUCUGUACAAUACACUCACUGAAAAUCAGCAUGCAGUUAUCCGUGACCAAGAAAGAGGAAUCAUCGACUUACAGCUACCACCGAAAUCCAUUCACACCAUUAUGUAUAAGUAACAACACAAUGUAAUCGAUUGGUCACUUCUAAACAAUUGCGUCAAUCUUAACGAUUUGAAUGGGGGCAAAAAUGAGAAAUAGCAGUAUUCGGUACAAUAGCAGAGGGUUUAAGGUAAAUUACAACAUUGUUGAACAUUUU